This is a messenger RNA of Saccharomycopsis crataegensis, 330 nucleotides long. RefSeq lists its product as uncharacterized. The transcript has a single exon. Gene Ontology annotation, cellular component: preribosome, large subunit precursor. The record is from RefSeq and is a predicted model, not a curated record. NCBI's taxonomy places the organism in Eukaryota, Fungi, Ascomycota, Saccharomycetes, Ascoideales, Saccharomycopsidaceae. The coding region runs from base 1 to 330 and encodes 109 amino acids.
AUGGCCCGUUCUUUGAGAAACAGUCAGGCUCUUGCCGCUAAAUCUAUCAAGCGUGGUGCUUUUUUCACCGAUGUUGUCAAGGCCAGAGAAGAGAGAUUGGCCAAGAAGUUGGCAAGUGACUUGAAGAAGCAAAAGGUCAAGGAAAGUUUGAAGAAAUCUGAAGGUGGUGAAGAAACUGAAGCCCAAUCUAUGGAAAUUGAUGGUGAAGCCCAACCUAAAGACCUUAAGAAGGUGAACACUAGUGGCUGGAGGCCAAGUAGACAUGUCACUUACAAGAAAAAUAAGAUCAAGAAGAAUAAGAGAAGAAAGGCUUUGGUUUUCAAGAAAUAA